AUGGAGAAUCUUGCCCUGUUAGGUGAACGUCUCAGGGGCGUGGACGUGACCGGUAUAGGAGAAGGGGAUCACAUUGCCGACGUAUGUUAUGUCCCCUCAGAAGAGCAUCAUGUGGAAAAAUCAGAGACCCUAGUUUUGACGCGGAAUGGAAUGCUUCUAAGAACAACGGAAGAAGGUGCUGUGGUGUGGACUUGCAACCUGGAGGAUUUGGCGCCCGGUGGUAAAUGGUUCAAUGUAUCGUACAAUGACCCAGAAAUUGUCUGUUUGUCCAAGAAUGGCGCGAUUGUCUCCGUGGUUCCUUCCAGUGGUGAAACAGAGUUGGUGGGUGUUUUCGACUACGGUUUGGAGUCAGCAGCUUGGAGCCCGGAUGGGGAAGUCCUCAUCAUUGUCACAGCAACCGACGAUGACGAAGAUGAGGCAAAGCAGAAUUCUGUUCUCAUCUCGAUGAACUCACAGUUUGAGGUAUUGGAAGAAGUCACAAUUCCAAAGGUCGUCACUUCCCAAGGAAACGACGAUGCCCAGGUCUCGGUUGCCUGGCGACCGGAUGGAAGUAUUUGCGCCGUCAGUAGUAUCGAUGAGGAAGACAACAUGCGCAAAGUGCGAAUGUAUAAGCGCGAGAAUUUGGUCAUGCAUGCCAUUGGAAGAGCGGAAGACGCCAGUGGAUCUUUGGUGCGAAAUUUGCAACAUGCGGGUUUGGCAUGGGCAAGUUCCGGGUGCUCCCAGGUUCUUGCCGCUGUCCAGCGCAAAGGAAAGAGAACACAGCAGAUUGUCUUUUUCGAGUCUAAUGGUUUGCGGCAUAGAGAGUUUGCACUUCGAGAAUUGCCAACGACAUCUGUCACUUCUCUCGAGUGGAAUGUGGAUUCUGAUCUAUUGGCAGUUGGGCUACGCGAGGAGGGUGGGACAGACAAGAUUCAGCUCUGGCACAGAAAGAAUUAUCACUGGUAUCUAAAGCGAGAAAUCAGAUAUCCUGGACAACAGGUCGUCAAUAUCAAGUUUGACGCAAUAAAACCGUAUACCUUCUCGGUUCGUCUGAACUCAUUCGAAUGGAAAGAAUACGAAGUCCAAUGGGAUCCCAGCACCACUUGGAUUAAAGGGGGACAAGAUGGACAAUGCGUAGCCUUCGUUACUGAUGGGUGCUCGCUCAACAUUACCCCACUCCACAAGGCCCUAAUUCCGCCACCAAUGUUCAUGUCUCAGACCAAUUUGGACGUGCCAAUCUCUGAACCAUUCUUUUGUCGGCAGUCGGGAUGCAUGUUUGCAACAAUGGCAGACGGAAGCCUAGUCAAGGUAAAUCAAACCGCUGACGAGAAGGGGAGAGUAACAUACAACACCACGAAGGUACAAUCCACGAGUGACAUAUCGCAACUGUCACUUCGGUCUCACGUUGUAAUUGAAGAAAACUCCUCGUCAGUGCGUGUAGCCGCAAUUGCUUGUGCCGAAAAGAAUAAAACAAAUGAGAGUCUUGUCGAGAUACUAAUCAGUGCUCUGGAUACCACCGAACCAUCAAUGGAAAUUGGCAGCUCGAUAGAAUUGGAUGGCCGUGUCCUGCGAAUGGUCGGCUGGGCAGAUACAUCAAAUGGAUGUCUCUUACAAAUGCAGGAUGGGUCCAUGGUGGAAUGCGAUGUCGCUGAUGGAAUCAUUGCCACUACAUCAUCGGUAGCAGAAAGUCUUUUGGAGCCAUGUCCAUGGAUCUGCGCCAUUAAGGAUGUUGCUCCAUAUUCGCGAGGAGACGAGCACGAUCAACUUCAUCCGAGACUAAUUUUCGGCUUGUCCUCGAAGUCGAGGCUGUACUUUCAUGACAUCAUGUUGACCGACUCAGCUUCUUCUCUCUUCUUAUCGAUGGAUCAUGAAUUCCUCUGUUAUGCUACGGCAGGAUCACGUUGCCAGAUUCGGUUUUUGAACUUGUUCGAUAUCAAUGGUUUCGAUCCUUUCAUGGGGCCAGACCAAGCCAAUCUGCUAGAAGGAUACGAACCACGGAACGUUGAGAGAGGUGCCAAGAUUGUCGCAAUUUUGCCAUCCAGUCCUUCCGCCGUGCUACAAAUGCCACGCGGCAACCUCGAGGGUAUUUUCCCGCGAGCCCUUGUCCUUCGAUAUUCAAUGACUGCAAUCUUUGCUGGCCAGUAUGGUGAAGCAUUCCAGAUUAUGCGGAAGCACAAGGUUGAUUUGAAUCUUUUUGUUGACCUGGAUCCAUGGGCUUUCCUGGAAAGUGGGAUCAAAGAGUUCUUGUUGCAAGUCGUCGACAUCGAUCACCUGAAUUUGUUCAUUGCAAAUCUAAGAGACUUCGACAACACGCAAGCGCAAGCGAGGUUCCCUGUUCCUGAAUGGUUCAAAAGGGACCACAAAGAAGGAAAAGAUCGUUCUUCUUUCGAUUUCAUGACGAAAGUCAGCCAGGUCUGCCGUACAGGACGCUCUGUGAUGCUCAAGAUGGAAGAAAAUGGCGACAAGCCUGAAGGCCACUUUCUACUUCCUGUGCUUUCAACGUUUGCAAAGGAGAAUCCACCACGACUGGACGAUGCCCUUGAUCUCAUCAAGAGCAAUGCGCUCAAGGUAGAGACACAAACAAAGAAGAAUCCCUUGUUUACUGAUGUGGCUCAAAAUUCAAUCCGCUACCUGGCAUUCCUGGCCGAGUAUGAGCUACUGUUCGAAACGGCAUUGGGUAUGUAUGACUUUGAAAUCGCAAGAGCUGUCGCUCGAAACUCUCAGAUGGAUCCAAAGGUAUACCUUCCUUUGCUCCGACGAUUGAAUGAUCUUCCACAAUACUUUGCAAGAUUCGAGGUUGACGUGCGAUUGAAGCGAUAUGAAACAGCACUCAGAAACCUGUUCGAAUCAUUCAGUACCAACGAAGAAGUUCCCGAGGCAGAAAAUGAAGACAAAGGAAAUUCUUUUGCGAACUGCUUGUCACUCAUCAAAGGACACAAUCUCUUUAAGCUUGGUUUGGAGCUAUUCAAAAAUGAUGGCAAGCGAAACGAGAUCUCAGUUGCCUUGGGAGAACACCUGAUGAAAGAGCAGCAGUUUCAAACUGCCCUAUCGGUCUUCCUAUCUACUUCGCCAACAUGCGUGGAUGGUGCCAAACGCGCUGCAAGAGCAGCGAAAGAAUGGAGAUGCUAUUUCUCGCUUGUUGAUACGGAGAUUGAAGAUGCGAAUCCAACUGUUGACGAAUUCAGAGCAGAACAGCGCCAGCAAAUAGCCCAUGAAGUAGCCACAGAAAUUAUCGCUGAUGUCGAAUCUGGAGUUUCCAAGAAACGAAUGGAAGUUUAUGCUUCAGCAGCGCGAAUUCUGCUGGACUAUGGAGACGAUAUCAUUGGAGGCGUUGAUAUGCUGGUGAAGGGGGCUUGUUGGAGUGAGGCUUACCGGGUUUCUACUCUCAACCAACGUCAAGAUCUGACUAAGAAGUGCACCGACGCAGCAAUUGCCUAUGCGUAUACUGCAAUCGAAGACUUUGAGGACAAAUCCAAUUCAUUUGCCGCGGCAUCAGAGCAAUAUGCGACUGUCUUGAACUUGCGGAAGAAAAACAUUUUUGUUGCAGGUCCAGACUUGGACGACGAGCAGGACGACACUGGCAGUCUCUUUUCGGUUGCUUCCCAAUACUCGAACAUGAGUUUGCGAAGUGAUAUGAGUGGCUCUAGUAUGGCUAGCAACGUUUCCAGUGUUAUCAGUGUAAAAACGGCCACGACAUUUACAAUGACAGGCGAUGAUGGAAUCAAUCGCCACCGUUCCAAGUUCAACAAGGGAAAAAAGAAGAAGCAAAAGAAGAAGAGGAAACCGAAGCGAAAACCAGGAAGCAUUGAGGAGUUGAAUGGCCUUGUGCAAACCCUUCGAUUAUGUUGUCCAAAGGAUGAAUAUGCUUUUUGUGUUGCCGAAACGUUACAGUUCUUGAUUUUUGCCAAUCAAGUACCUGUCGCCACAGAGCUUUUCAAUGCUUAUCAAUCAACGAUAAAAGCAAUUGAAGAAUCGCGUGACAAGCGAGUAGAAGCAGCAGCGAAGGAAAAGAGCCAGGCAGAACAAGUAACCAGAGUCGAGGGAGAACAAGACGAUGGCAAUUUCGUAUUGAUUGAGUUGCCAAUCGAGAAAGAAAUGGACGAAGUAUCAUGUGCAAAGCUCCCCGAAAGUCUCUGCAAAGUUUUUGAUUAUGCUCUAUAA
Molecule: messenger RNA, 4140 nt
Organism: Cylindrotheca closterium
Lineage: Eukaryota; Bacillariophyta; Bacillariophyceae; Bacillariales; Bacillariaceae
Source: the annotation of a GenBank genome assembly